AUGUCGAUGCACGCCGCCGCCGCCGCCGCGGGGGCAAGAGUGAAGCGUCGGCUUGAGCCGACCAUGAUCUGUUUCUCUGAGGAGCCCGCGCUGGCCGAAGCCGGCUACCGGUUUGCGAUGCGCGUGACGUGCAACGUGAAGCAGUCGCUGGAGUUCCGCAGGAGCGGCCAGCGCCCGGACGUGCUCCGGGAGAAGUACAUCGGGGCCGGCAACGGUUCCACCACGACGUUCCCCGUCGGCGACCUCUCUGCGCUCCAGAGCGACAGCGCCUGCCGAGGGGCCGUCCGCUGUAUGCUGGCGGAGCUGCCGCAGCUCCGGUCGCUCCACCUCGCCGAUGGCGAGUGGGACUCCGUCGUGCCCGCAGACAUCGUGCGGCAGAUCGUCCGCGUGGCGCGCGGCGACGACGCCAACGACGGCUUCACCUUCUGCUUCGCGAUGAAGGUGCACCUCCGGAUCAUAUACAACAAUAAGGCUCUCCUAAUGGCCUGCAAUGAGAGGGAGCCGGGCAGCGAUGGCAUCGAGACGGACGACGACUGCCCGAUCUGCCUGGAUAGCCUGGAGGGAGAGCCCGCCGUGGAGCUGCCUCACUGCAAGCACGCGUUCCACCGCGGGUCCAUUUCCACGUGGUUCUGCAACAAGACGACGUGCCCCUUGUGCGUGGGCGACGUGAGGCCCUGUGUCCUGCCGGAGUUUCCGGACCUGUAG
Molecule: messenger RNA, 705 nt
Organism: Triticum aestivum (bread wheat)
Lineage: Eukaryota; Viridiplantae; Streptophyta; Magnoliopsida; Poales; Poaceae
Exons: 2
Coding region: 1-705 (234 amino acids)
Source: RefSeq, a predicted model, not a curated record